GGAGCAGCCGCACACUUCCUCAAAACACUGGAACAUCAUCAAACCUGACGAACUUUACUCCGCUCGACAUUUAUUGGCCCACCUUUGAAACUUCUCUUGAGAUAAUAUGUAACAGCAAAGCGCCGUAUCAUAUCACUUUAGCGUUCCAUGCACGCGUAUCGAUGGAGUUGUAAUUUGGACGGAUUUGGUUCAGACUUCAGCUAAGCGCGGAAACAAUGGUUUCCAUCGGGAAGUUGAUCCUCGGAGUCUUCGGCGUAGCAGUGGUUGUCAUUUUAAUAGCAGUACCCACGGCUAUAUAUCUGAAUGAGGAGCAGGCGGGCAACAGCAGAUCCUUCACUCUGGAGGAUGUCUUUAACAGCACUCUGAAACCAAAGUCUGCCAGCUUGGAGUGGAUCUCAGAUCACGAGUAUCUGAGUAAAUCUGGGGACUCUAUCUUUCUCCAGGACGUCCUCACAGGACAGUCCUCAGUGUUUUUGAGCCAAGACAAGUUUGAUGAAAGAGAUGCUGAUGACUACCAGCUGUCGGCUGACCGCAAAUAUGUUGCAUUCAUGAGCAAUCAUUCCAAGAUAUGGCGGCAUUCAUUUUUAGCUUCAUAUUCCCUUUAUGACAGGGAAUUAGAGAAAUAUAUCACACCCUCUGACCUGCCGGAUGAAAUCCAGUACUUCUCCUGGGCUCCUGAAGGGAACAAACUGGCCUUUGUUUGGAAAAAUAAUGUGUAUGUAAAGACCAGCCCUGGGUCGCCCGCCAAGCAAGUCACUUUCAACGGCGAGUGGAAUUUGAUUUUGAAUGGGAUCCCCGACUGGGUGUAUGAGGAGGAGAUGUUCUCCUCCAACCGAGGCCUCUGGUGGUCCCCUGGAGGGAAGUACGUGGCUUAUGCUGAGUUCAACGACACAGAGGUCCACAACAUAGAGUACACCUGGUAUGGGCAGGACCAGUACCCCACAACUGUUUCCAUUCCAUAUCCAAAGCCAGGUACUCCCAACCCUAUUGUGAAGCUGUUUGUUGUGGACACUGACAAUACGACAACAAUUACUGAGGUUGUUGUUCCAGCCCUUUUCAGCUCUAGUGAGCACUACUUGGCCACUGUUACCUGGGUGACAGAUGAACGUAUUGCUGUCCAAUGGCUGAAGAGAGUCCAAAACCACCUCAUCCUCCAGAUCUACAAUGUUAAUGGACUCAAGUGGGAUCCUGUUGAGAAACUGGAGGUGAAAAGUGAAAAAGGUUGGAUCGGACGGUUCUCUCCACCAGAACCAGUUUUUGCUGCAGACAAAAAAAGCUACUACCUGUUGAUGAGCGACACCAAAAAGUACAAACACAUCCAUCAUGUGGUCGGGGGCACAGCUACGCCUAUAACCUCUGGAAAAUGGGAAGCUGUUGACAUCCUGAAAGUAACUGAAGACAGUGUAUAUUACUCAAGUAACCAAGAGGCCGGGCAGCCAGGAGGAAGGAAUGUUUACAAGUGGACCAAAGAAACGCACACUUGUCUAACAUGUGCGAUAGGUGGAGAUAACUGUCAGUAUAAUUCCGCCUACUUCAGCCAUAAUGCCUCCUUCUACCGUAUGCGCUGCAGUGGUCCUGGCAUUCCUUUCCAUGCUCUCAUGGAUAACAGGAAUAAUAAAGAGAUAAAAGUUUUGGAGGACAAUAAAGCAUUUAGCAGCCUGAUAUCUGACAUCCAAAUGCCCACCAGGAGUCGAGGCUUCCUCAACGUUGCAGGACACAAACUCUGGUACCAGAUGCUGUUGCCUCCAGGCUUUGACAAAUCCAAGAAGUACCCUUUACUGAUAGAUGUGUAUGCUGGUCCCUGCAGUCAGAAAGCAGACUUUUACUACGGGGUGGGCUGGGACACCUACUUGGCGAGCACAGAGAAAAUCAUCGUCGCAAGCUUUGACGGAAGAGGAAGCGGUUACCAAGGCGACGAGAUAAUGCACGCAAUCUACAAAGGUCUGGGAACCUAUGAGGUGGAAGAUCAGAUAACAGCAGCCAGGAAAUUUAUCGAAAAGGGCUACAUUGACAAAGACAGAGUUGCUAUUUGGGGCUGGUCUUAUGGUGGAUAUGUGACGUCAAUGGUAUUGGGAUCUGGAAGUGGAGUUUUCAAAUGUGGAAUGGCGGUUGCUCCAGUGUCCAAAUGGGAAUAUUAUGAUUCCAUCUACACCGAGCGUUACAUGAUGGAGCCUUCACAGAACUCUUUGGCCUACACUAACUCGACCGUAACUGAAAGGGCCAAGAAUUUCCGUGCAGUGCAGUAUCUACUGGUUCAUGGAACCGCUGAUGAUAACGUUCAUUUCCAGCAGGCAGCUGAGAUCUCUGAAGCUCUGGUGGAGGCGCAGGUUGACUUUGAGGCGAUGUGGUACACAGACAAGGAUCAUGGGCUUACAGGCGCAGCCAAUAAACACGUCUAUACCCACAUGAGCCACUUCCUAAAGAGGUGCUUUGCUUGAAGUCCGCCUCAUGUGAAUAAAAAGGGAUACUUCAUUUGAUUUGAAAGGCACAUUUCGUUAUUAAUGCCAGGAAA
Notothenia coriiceps (black rockcod) is the source of this 2512-nucleotide messenger RNA. Its product is annotated as dipeptidyl peptidase 4. The record is from RefSeq and is a predicted model, not a curated record. Gene Ontology annotation, biological process: proteolysis. The transcript has 26 exons. Gene Ontology annotation, molecular function: dipeptidyl-peptidase activity; serine-type endopeptidase activity. Gene Ontology annotation, cellular component: plasma membrane. The coding region runs from base 216 to 2438 and encodes 740 amino acids. Lineage: Eukaryota; Metazoa; Chordata; Actinopteri; Perciformes; Nototheniidae.